AUGACAGCGGGAACAGUUGUGAUCACUGGCGGAAUCCUAGCUACGGUCAUCCUCCUCUGCAUCAUUGCCAUCCUGUGCUACUGUAGGCUCCAGUAUUACUGCUGCAAGAAGAGCAGAGCGGAGGAUGCAGACGAGGAAGAGGAGGAGGAGCACGACCUGCCCACACACCCCAGAGGCCCUACCUGCAAUGCUUGCAGCUCCCAGGCCCUGGAUGGCCGAGGCAGCCUGGCGCCCGUCCCCGGCGAGCCCUGCGGCCAGCCGUGCAGGGUGGCGGCUGGCCACUGCACCGCCUGCUCCCCAUACACCUCCCCCUUUUACAUACGGACGGCUGACAUGGUGCCCAACGGGGGUGGAGGCGAGCGGCUCUCCUUUGCUCCCACCUACUACAAGGAGGGGGGACCCGCAUCUCUCCAAGUGGCAGCGCCCCAGAGUUACCCGGUGACGUGGCCAGGCUCUGGGCGCGAGGCCUUCACCAAUCCAAGGGCUAUUAGUACAGAUGUGUAA
Messenger RNA from Budorcas taxicolor (takin), 504 nucleotides. It is a transcript of the gene FAM163A, whose product is annotated as family with sequence similarity 163 member A. The transcript is spliced from 2 exons. Bases 1 to 504 code for a protein of 167 amino acids. Lineage: Eukaryota; Metazoa; Chordata; Mammalia; Artiodactyla; Bovidae. The record is from RefSeq and is a predicted model, not a curated record.